AUGACGGAUGAUUCAUUAUGUCCCAAGCAAAAUGAUAGUGAUAUCGAAAUGAAUGAAUUACAAAUCCGCUUCAAUCAAACACUCGGGAAGCGUUUCAGUGUAGCGCAGCAGGAUGUACGUGAAGAUGUGCAACAACCACUAAUUAAACGGCGGAAAGAAGGUGAAAAGAAACAACUGGAAAGAGAAGCUGAAAAUAGUAAAAAAGAGCAAAGUAAGGAAAAUGGAGCGGAGAGGGCAGACGAGAAGAUGGAUUAUUUUUGUGAAUCUAAAUAUUCAUUAGUAACUGUGCAAAAGCCAGGCAUUCUCACAGCAGGUUUUGCAUGCAUUGAAAAAGUUGUCUUGAAACAGCUGUUAAAAUCAAUGAAACCUCAGGAAUUUAUUGAGAAAUACGCUCUUAUCGAUUGUCGAUAUCCAUACGAAUAUGAAGGUGGACACAUUAAGGGAGCAUUAAACAUUUAUGAUCCUGUGGAACUGGAAAACACAUUCUUCCCUAAAUGUUCAGCUGCAUUUAAAAUUAUGCUUAAAAAAUUCCGAUAUUUUACUGCGAAUAUUCAAGUGCUCGAGGGCCAAUGCUGUAACGCAUCACAUUUACGGAAAAGUGACCGCGUCCGGAAUUAUGCCAACUAUCCAUUUCUUUAUUACAAUGAAAUUUACGUUUUACAAGGAGGCUAUAAUUCUUUUUACAGUACUGAUGACGACUGUUUCAAGGAUUUAUGUGAGCCAACAGGUUAUGUUUCUAUGCGAGAUAAGAAGCAUUCAUAUGCGCUCAAAAUAUACCACACGCGCAGCAUACGGAAUGGGGUUGGUUUCGAAACCGGAAUGUUCCAAACAGCAGUGAUAAGAAAAAAUGACUUUCGCCGGACAUACUCAGUUCCACAAAUGCCGGAAUCACCAACUGCUUCAGAAUUCUCUUCUGCACGAUCUCCCGAAAAGUUUCAUCCUGAAUGUUCUACAAUACCGAUGCUUGCUAAUCCACGCACACCAACCGGACGCAAAAACAGUCGUUGA
Molecule: messenger RNA, 1008 nt
Organism: Loa loa (African eye worm)
Lineage: Eukaryota; Metazoa; Nematoda; Chromadorea; Rhabditida; Onchocercidae
Exons: 6
Coding region: 1-1008 (335 amino acids)
Biological process (GO): positive regulation of G2/M transition of mitotic cell cycle; G2/M transition of mitotic cell cycle; positive regulation of G2/MI transition of meiotic cell cycle
Cellular component (GO): nucleus; cytoplasm
Molecular function (GO): protein tyrosine phosphatase activity
Source: RefSeq, a predicted model, not a curated record